Messenger RNA from Diabrotica virgifera virgifera (western corn rootworm), 1113 nucleotides. Its product is annotated as mitochondrial glycine transporter A-like. Bases 121 to 801 code for a protein of 226 amino acids. Lineage: Eukaryota; Metazoa; Arthropoda; Insecta; Coleoptera; Chrysomelidae. Gene Ontology annotation, cellular component: mitochondrion. Gene Ontology annotation, molecular function: glycine transmembrane transporter activity. The transcript is spliced from 6 exons. Gene Ontology annotation, biological process: glycine import into mitochondrion. The record is from RefSeq and is a predicted model, not a curated record.
ACUUCAAAGUUUUAUAUAAAUAUGACGUGAAUAUACAAUCAAUUUUCGGGUGUUCGAAAUGAUUAAUAAAUAUUGAAAUAUUAACACUUUUGGAAUGUUUAAAAUGAAUUUAUAGAGAAUAUGGGAGUUAUGACCAAUUUAAAUCCUCAGAGCAAUGAGAAAAAUCAAAGAAAAAAAUCAAAUCAAGAAAAGGUUACUCUAGCUUUUAAAAUAUUUAUGACUGGGUCAGUAGCAUCAAUCAUUUGUUCUUUCAUCCUUCAACCACUUGAUGUUAUAAAAACAAGAUUACAGACUCCAGAAUACAAAAAACCAGUGAAACGUGGAAGAAGUAUGUUUAACAUAAUUAAUAUGAUUUAUGAAAUCAAAGAAAAAGAAAAUUUGAGAAUGUUAUGGGCUGGUAUGACGCCUACAUUGGUACGAGGCAUCCCCGCUGGAGGCAUUUAUUUUAUGUCUUACGAUAUAAUAAGAAGUCAAUUUUUUUCAGAAGACCAUAUUAACACUUUUGAAUCCAUAUUUAUUGGCAUGAUGUCUAGAGCCAUCACCGAUAUAUCGGUUAUACCAUUAACAGUCGUCAAAACGAGGAUGGAAAGUGGCGUUCCGGAGUAUAGCUACCCUGGAAUUUUGGCGGGACUAAAAGUAAUAUAUAAGCAAGAAGGAUUCAAAGGAUUAACGUCAGGGUUGCUUCCAAUUUUAGUUCGAGACAUGCCAAUGUCAGGAAUACAUUUGAUGUUCUAUAUUCAAUCAGAAGAACUGGUACCACGGGGUAAACUAACAAUUGGCGUGAUACAUAUCCCUCGCUAGUUCAUUCCAGUUGUGCCGCUCUAGCGGGAAUGUUGGCCGCUGCUCUAACGCAUCCUCCCGAUGUGGUGAAAGCUCACCUACAACUUUCUUCUGGUAAGCAAGGACAUCGAACGACAGGGCAAGCGGUGGCCGAUAUCUGGAAGAAACACGGCGUCUAUGGGUAUUUUCAAGGCCUCGUGCCGAGGCUACUCAAACGGGCUAUUUUCGGGAUGAUUUCGUGGACGUUGUAUGAAAAGGUUAAACAAAUGCAUUAUGAUGAAGUUCAUAAAGAAAAGUAGGUAAAAUAAGUGAAUAAAGAAAUGUACAAUUUUA